Messenger RNA from Trypanosoma brucei brucei TREU927, 501 nucleotides. Its product is annotated as chaperone protein DnaJ. Lineage: Eukaryota; Euglenozoa; Kinetoplastea; Trypanosomatida; Trypanosomatidae. Bases 1 to 501 code for a protein of 166 amino acids. Gene Ontology annotation, biological process: positive regulation of ATP-dependent activity. Gene Ontology annotation, molecular function: ATPase activator activity; ferrous iron binding. The record is from RefSeq and is a predicted model, not a curated record. The transcript has a single exon.
AUGGACAUAGAUUCCCCCUAUAAAAUUUUGGGAAUACCGCAAUCGGCUUCAGUGGCAGAUAUUCGAGCAGCUUUUAGGCGUUUGGCUCUAACGACACACCCGGACAAACAGGGCUCCAACACCUCGGGGGGUGAAGCACAAAUGAUGCUUUACUCUUCUCACCCAUUUUAUGUGAUCAAAGAGGCAUCAGAUAUACUUCUGGAUCCGGUGCGGCGUGCAGAGUACGAUGAAGGUCAGCAACGGAUGUAUGCACGCUCCAUCGGGGUCGUAAGCGACGUCCACGACAUCAGUGACUUUCGUCUUGUAGAGGAGAGGAAAGCACUGUGCAGUGAAGACAGGGUAUGUGGUGAUGUGACAAUACAAGUUUACGAGAUGGAGUGCCGCUGUGGUGGGGCGUUUGAGAUUUUUUUGGUUAAGGGUGAGGAGGGUAAUAUGGAUAAGCUCUGCGGAUGCGAUUCUUGUUCUUUAAUAGUUUCUGUAAGGCGACAAACCCAGCAGUGA